Molecule: messenger RNA, 1111 nt
Organism: Lycium barbarum (goji berry)
Lineage: Eukaryota; Viridiplantae; Streptophyta; Magnoliopsida; Solanales; Solanaceae
Exons: 6
Coding region: 194-862 (222 amino acids)
Source: RefSeq, a predicted model, not a curated record
GGCUCUCUCUUCCACCAAAUAGUCCAUAUCCAUUUUGCCCCACAUACACGACAAAUAGGGAAAAUAGUCCCUUCUAUUUUGUUAGUUGUACAAGCAAAAGCAACCAUAAUUUAAAGCUUUUACACCUUUAACCAACUCCUUUUGGGCCUCACUACAACAAAGCUAAACACUAGAAUCUGCUGCUUCCACCAGAAUGACGAGUUCUAUGGGGACCCACCCUCGUAUCUGCUCAUUAGGAGGUCCAGAGCAUAUUUUGAAGGAAAGAAGUUGCAAAAUUUCAUGUUUACGUUAUACGGAUGUAGAAUCUUCUUGGAAAGAAUUGUUUCCUUCAAAAGGUCAGAAGUUUAUUAGCUGCCGCCACCUAAAUACUAGAAAAUGCUGGUCAAUUUUUUCUGCUGCAACCGAUGAUGCAAAGGAUCCGGAUGACUCAGAAGAUAAUAAGAAACCUCCCGAAAAUGAAGCUGGAUCAGCAAAUAGUGAAAAUUUAAGGGGUAACCUUGAAAGAAUCAUCGGGCGUGAUGACUCUGCUUUUAGUGGAAUAGAUCUUGCAGCUCUGAUAAGGAAUAGAUAUGGAAGGUCCUAUGAUGUUCAAUUGAUUAAGAAGGAAUUCAUGGGGAAAAAUCUGCUUGCUUUAAAUGUUAUGUGGAAAUACAGGGAGCAGCGAUCUUUUCCUCUAACUGAAGAAGAGUACUUAUUGAGGCUAGAUGAUGUGGCAAACACAUUGAAAUGCUGGGGAGCAGUUUCGCAUAUUCGAAAUAGCCUCGAGAAGGUGAAAGAGCGGCCUCGAAUAGGGAAGGCAGUGAGCAUUUUCAUUGAUAUGGACGAAUCUGGAGGCCGUGCAAAUGAAUGGAUUUACAAGUAGACCAGUACAUUGUAGUCCCUCCCUGUUGAUAGUUAGCAAUACAUAGGUAGAUAUAUAGUACAAAGUUGAAGAAACACUUGUAUUCUUUAUUAGUUACUACUUUGUGCAUACACAAUUUUUUAUAUUGUUCCCAUUUGAUGGCAACUCCCCUUUUCGUAUAAUUUUGGUGUUCACUUCUAAAAUGUCAUAGCUAAACCAAAGUUAUGUGACAUCUUCUAUUAUUCAACUGAGAUCACUCUGUUCUUUCUA